Molecule: messenger RNA, 1148 nt
Organism: Dacryopinax primogenitus
Lineage: Eukaryota; Fungi; Basidiomycota; Dacrymycetes; Dacrymycetales; Dacrymycetaceae
Exons: 3
Coding region: 253-588 (111 amino acids)
Source: RefSeq, a predicted model, not a curated record
CUUGCUCUCUCAUCAGUGGUAAACAGUAGUCAUGGGUCAGGUACAUGCGCGCUUUGAACAACUAUAUGCCCAAAAAACCGGGCGCAGAGGAAACACAUGGUGGUUUCCUCGAUUCGGUCGUCAAGCUUUCGGCCUGAACUUCGACGUUCUUGAAGUCAUCUUUGAGUUCAUCACCGAUCCCCGUGACUUGGCAACUUGUGUCUCACCAACAAAUUGUUCUACGAGGCGGCAAGACCAUUCUUAUAUCGGGAGAUGAAGUUCUUUUGCACGCGCAAGGUCGCACCAUGCGCGCGCUGUAUCCUCUUAUAUCGUACUCUGCUCGCGGAUCCGCGCCUGGGACUGUAUGUGCACCAUCUCUCGAUAGAUGUCGACUCGUUCGACACUGAUCGGCCGGGCCAACUGCUUCGCCCUGCGUUAUGCCGCGUCUUUUAUCGAACACUUUGGCUCUUCCAUAACCUCAAGAAGAUCGAGCUCCUCAAGCUGAGCGCCCAAUCACCUGGUAUGAUUGACUCCCUCCCAAGUUGCUUCGACUGCAAGCACGUCGAUAUCGCACUAUCCAACUGGCAGCCCCUCAGCGAACAUUCCUGAAAGAUCAAUCUCAAGUCCAACGCUUGCGGUUGGUCGUCGUGGGAGAAGAGAUGUCCGAUGAGCAAUCCGUUACGACCACUUUCGACUGGCUUUCACACGAUCUGACCAACCUCCCGAAUUUCCAGAAGUUGGAAGGAACUUUAUCUGCGACAGGGUUGGUUAGAGGCCGGCCGGUGACGACGUUCAGAUACGCAUCGCUCCCCAUAUCCCGAAGAUUAGAGCAAGGAUUCGAGAUGCUCCCAUCAUCAUAUUGCACCUGGGUGUUAUAAAACUUGGCUUUGUCGACCGGUCCAUUGCAGCACCUGGGAAUCAAGAUGAGCAACCUUGAUAUCAAAGUUCUGGGAGAGAUCGUCGAAACCCUGCCUCAUCUCAACGCCGUGAUGAUCUAUCUUCCCGACGUGUAUUCCCUUGCGUCUCUUUCCUCCGCCACACUAACGAAACGCCUUCCCCACCGACCAAACACCUCCGGGCUGCAACAUCUACUCAUCUCAUGCCACGCCUGGGCCGUACAUCUAGACAGUUCCCAUUUCCUGCCUCUCGUGCACCACCUAGGUGCCGAC